Andrographis paniculata is the source of this 2138-nucleotide messenger RNA. Its product is annotated as tRNA(His) guanylyltransferase 1-like. Gene Ontology annotation, molecular function: tRNA guanylyltransferase activity; magnesium ion binding. The coding region runs from base 238 to 1821 and encodes 527 amino acids. The transcript is spliced from 15 exons. The record is from RefSeq and is a predicted model, not a curated record. Gene Ontology annotation, biological process: tRNA modification. Lineage: Eukaryota; Viridiplantae; Streptophyta; Magnoliopsida; Lamiales; Acanthaceae.
UUUCCUUCCGUUGCCUUCCUCCCUGGACCAUGACCUCAGCCCUAAUCCUAAUUUCAAUUCUGUUCACAGUAUCCCUCUCAGCUCUGCAAACUUCACAUCGUCAUCUCGUCCGACGCCUCUCCGGCUCUCGUCGUCUCCUCCCUGCCGCCGCUGGUCAACCGCCAGGGAAAGGGAAAGCAAGAAGAAACAAAAGCUGAAUAAUGACUCCAUAGAAUUAAUUCCUGUAUAAAUCUUGAAAUGGCUAACAGCAAGUAUGAGUAUGUGAAGGCAUUUGAGGUGGAGGACAAAAUAAUGUCACCAAACUUCAUUGUUGUCCGCGUGGAUGGCCGUGAUUUUUGCAGAUUUUCUGAGGUGCAUCAAUUUGAUAAACCCAAUGAUAUGAAAGCACUAGAGUUGAUGAAUGAGUGUGCAACGGCUGUUUUGGAGCAUUUUCCAGACAUUAUAUUCUCUUAUGGUUACAGUGAUGAGUUUAGUUUCAUCUUCAAAAAGGGCACAAAGUUUUAUCGUAGGCGUGCCAGUAAGAUAAACUCCCUUAUUGUAUCAUUCUUCACAUCAGCUUAUGUCACCAAAUGGAAGGUGUUCUUCCCUCAAAAGGACUUGAGAUAUGCUCCUUCAUUUCGAUCGCGAGUUAUUUGCUGCGCAUCCAUGGAGGUUCUGCAGGCAUAUUUUGUAUGGAGACAGUAUGAAUGUCACCUAAAGAACCAGAAUGAUACUUGUUUUUGGCAGCUAGUUAAGAGUGGAAAGUCUGAAAGGGAAGCAGAAGAAAUGCUGAAGGGAUCACAGAAACAAGAUAGAAAUGAAUUGCUUUUCCAGCUCUUUAACAUUAACUACAAGAAAGACAUUCCAGAAAUUUUUCGCCAAGGCACAUGUGCCUUCAAGACCAAGGUUGAAGAUAUCGUGAAGUACAAGGAUGAUGGUUGUCCAGUGAAAAGACCAAGGAUGAAGGUCAUAAAAGUUCAUUCAGAAAACAUUGCAUCAAAGAGGUUUUGGAAUGACCAUUUGUGUCUUUUGAAGGAGUUGGGUCAAGUUACUGAAGAUUUAAACAAGAGCAAACCUGAUUAUGAUGAUUAUGUUGAGUCAUUUCUACACGAGGGCAAAUUGAUGCCGUCUACUUGGAUUGUCAUACGUGUUGAUGGUUGCCAUUUUCAUAGAUUUUCUGUUGUCCAUGAGUUUGAGAAGCCAAAUGAUCUACGAGCUCUCGACCUGAUGAAUGCCUGUGCAGCCAGUGUACUAGAAGAGUUCAAGGAUAUUGUCUUUGCUUAUGGGGUUAGUGAUGAGUACAGCUUUGUUUUGAGGAAAGAAUCUCAGCUCUAUGGAAGACGUGCAAGCAAAUUAGUUUCUGCAGUUGUAUCUUUGUUCUCGUCACUGUACUCUAUGAAGUGGAUUGACUUUUUCCCACAUAGUAUGAUGAAGUACCCACCAUAUUUUGAUGGUCGUGCUGUUUGCUAUCCAUCCCGUAAGAUUCUUCGAGACUAUCUAGCAUGGAGACAAGUUGAUUGCCAUAUUAACAAUCAAUACAAUACUUGUUUCUGGAUGCUAGUGAAGUCUGGAAAAAGCACGAGUGAAGCACAAAAUUGCUUGAAGGGUACUCAAGCCCAUGACAAAAAUGAACUUCUGGAUAAGCAGUCGGGUACUCUCAAUUAUUAUAACACGAUGCCAACCAUAUCUCGCCGUGGAUCAUGUGUUUAUUGGGACAAGGAGACAAAAGCUGUGGAAAAUAAUGAAGGUGCCGCUGGAAAAUCGCGCAAGAUAGUUGUAAUCAAGCAUUGUAAUAUAAUUGAUAUGAGCUUUUGGGAAGAUCAUCCUGAAAUACUUGGGUAGCGAACUGAAUUCGCGCUGUUCGACCGUCCCGGAAAUGCCGAUAAAUUAGGCCUGCAAUUGUAGUCUUUUGCUGGGAGAUAUGCCUCCAAGUUACAUUACAUUCCUGUAGAUUUUCCAACACAGAAUAUGACAGGCGUUCAGACGGCCAACACGGCCGUGUUGAUUAUCCUGCACUUCUGGACACGGCAGUGUCUCUGCCCUUGUUCUGUGAGAACAUAGCUAUGUUCUAGGCUAUGUUCCUGUCUAUGUUGUCAACACAAUCAUGUUCUAGGUCAUGUUCACGAUCAUGUUCAUAUUCUAAGUCAUAUUUAUUAUUA